Messenger RNA from Portunus trituberculatus (swimming crab), 2665 nucleotides. Its product is annotated as formin-1-like. Lineage: Eukaryota; Metazoa; Arthropoda; Malacostraca; Decapoda; Portunidae. The transcript has 5 exons. The record is from RefSeq and is a predicted model, not a curated record. The coding region runs from base 4 to 1563 and encodes 519 amino acids.
GUAAUGUACAGAAAUAUGAUCACACACAAAGAAAGACCCGUUGGAAAGACAGUAAAUCACCAAGAUCAAGAGCAGCAGGGGAAGAGGGGGAGGAAGGAAAGUGUGGGUGGUGUUAGUGUUAGUGACAGGAAAACACUGCACAUUGUUGGCUGUCAUCAAUAUGUGAGCCCUUCAGUGUCUGAGUGGCUAAUACCUGUGAAUCUCAAAGUGAAAGCAUCCCCCACACACCAGAAGUGCCUUCUUAAUGGUGUACUAAAACCCAACAUGGAUGCCACAGAAGGUACAUCUUCCAAGGGGGGCAUCCCUCUCCUGUAUCCCUCCACACCCUAUGCCUUGCAUCCAGGCCUGUACAUGUACCCACCAAACCCAAUGCCUUAUGUUAUACCACCACCACCAGUGCCACCACCACCACCACCACCACCAGUGUGCCUACCUCCACAUGCUGCAAUGAAGGGGCAUGAUUUGUACUUCUCAGGACAGCAUGGUGCACCAAGAGGACCUGGCAUGGGGAGUGUCAGGGGGCCCUGGUCUUAUCAGGGCCAGCCACUAGUGGAGGGAACACUUGAUCAUGGGCCUUACAUGAUGCCUCCCAUGCCAGCACUCUUCCUAGGCACACCAUACUCCUAUUAUCCUCCUCACUAUGCCCCACCUGUUCCUCAGCAUCCCAUGCACCAAAGAGAGACCAUACCAAGAAGUAAGAUUAUCUCCAUUGAGGAUGUCACCGACACUGAGACAGAAGAGGAAAGUAAUAACAAGUCAAGUGAUGGUAACAUUUCUCUAUCACUGGAUAACAAGUUACAGUGUGAUGAAGAUGGAAGCAAAACAAAUGAACCAAAUUGCUUAAAAGAUAAGGAUUCAAGAUAUAAAAAGAAAAUAUUUCAAGAAAAUGUAAAUGAAAAGAAAGACUUAACAGAGUCAACUCAUGAGAAAAAGAAUCUCUCUUCAGCAAAGCUUACAAAUGUUGCAUCUAAGGAGACAGCCAAGUCAGUCAGUACUAGGAAUAAAACUGUACUGAGUGAUUGUGGAACUUAUAAAAAGAAAGAAAGAAAGGAAAAUAAUGAUAAAGUUUUCACAACUAGGGACAAGGCAAGAAAUUUAUAUGGCUUUGGUUUGUAUGAAGAGACAGAUGAGGAUGACAAAGGACCUACCUCUGGUAAGUCCCAGACCACAGAGAAAAUGAGGGAGCAUUUAAGAUUGAAGGAUAGCAGAACACAUCAGAUGCAGGUUAAAGGAGUCAUAACAGAGGUUCACUGCAGCAUGGGUAAGCUACGGCUGCAGAGUGGCAAGGAGUACUAUUUCUCCCCUAACCUAUGCUUCCUCUAUGGCGUUAGUCUGGCUGACUUGGAACUGUGGCAUGUAUUGAUAGAAGGACAGCAAGUGAAAGUCACACUAAAUGAUAUCAACUCGGAGCUCCCCAAAGUUACUCGGAUCACAGUAGAAGAAGAGGACUGUGAUUCUGACCCAGAUGCCACAACCCUCAACAUCCAGCAGUGGUGCUCAAGCAAUUGUGUCCCAGAGGAAGCUACAGUGAAACUGAUCCAGCAGGUGAAGGGCCUCCACUGAAGUCUAGAGUGGACCUUCAGGGUGGUGGUGAUGGUGGUGCAUACCAGGAUGGAUUAGGAAGUAGUGUCGUGGUGGAUAUUGUGUUUGCUUUGUUUGGUUUUACUCUAGUGUUGUUGUUUGGAAAGUGUGACAAUGGAACAAUUAUGAAUCAUCUCUACCAUCAACAAUGGUCGUUUUGAUGAUCAUUAUUAAUGUGUGUUAUUGCUACUAUCAUCAUGUUGAUUUUUUUUCUCAUUCAAUUUUUGUCACUGUAAAGCAAGUCUACAUUUAUAACACAGGAAGAUGAGGUAUACGGUACAAUACUAUAUAAAAAUGUUUGACGAAUUAUGACAAUGUAAAUUUAGCUGGCUCAUAAUUUCUAGUUUAAUUCAAGUUAGCUGUUCUUUUUUGCCUUUGAAGGUUUUUACAAGUCAGGUGCUUAGGGCACCACUUACAAGGUGGCUCUUAAAAUUAAAGGAAAUAGCAGAACUGAGCAAGUCAACCAAUUUAGUUUUUGAAGCAUCUUGUACUCACCAUUUUAAAUCAUUCAUGUUCUAGGCAGGAAGAAAUACAGAAACAAGAGCAGAGUUUCUGAAUUUACCAGUAAAGGGGAUGAAUGAGAGUAAGUAGAUAGUCUUGUGUAGCAAAACUGUAGGAAGGUGUGCAGUUAGGAAGUUCAGAAGAGCAGUAACCAUCAAAAUAACAGUAUUAGACAUUUAAGAGAUACAACACUGGCAGUGAUUGGGAAAAUUAAGGCAGUGUCUUAGAGAAGUUGAAUUAAUGAAAUUGUGAGCUUUGGACUUAGGACUGAUAUUGUAUCAAGGAUAACAGUAUAACAAUGAGCAAAAUGUUUAAUCCACAGCAAUACCUUAGGAAAAGCUGGCCCACUCCAAGGAUUUAUCAAGACAGCAUACAUAUGUAUAAUUUCAGUGUGAUACGACACAAUAGUGGUGCUGGCUUGGAAGAUAAAUGCAAAUCAGCCUUCAUUGUCCAUAAAAAAACAAGUGAAAUCUAACCAAGUUUCCUCUCAGGUGUACAGUAUAUUUGGAGUGCACAGAUUAUUACAUUCUUUUAAGAAAACUUAUGUACAAAUUUGCAUUUUUACAUUAAAGUGAAAGCUUGA